CUCCCCCAUCGUCGUGAUCUACAUCCAAUUCGCGACUCUACCUCUACAUCCACCUCUACCUCUACCCUUGCUCCGACACAACCGCCAAUAUGUUCAAGAAAGACAUAUCCGCGGGAUCGAAAUCCAAGGUGAAAUCCAGCGCCCAGCGCGGGAUCCGCGCCAAAAUCCUCGAGCAGUACCCCAAGCUCGAGGAGCACAUCGAGGAGAUCAUGCCUAAGAAAGAGCAACUCGACCUCGUGAAGCUACCCGAUCGCGUCGCCCUCUACACCCUCGGCAGCACCCCCCUCUUCUUCCAACACAUGGACGACCCCAUCCUCCCGCACCUGACCAUCGUACACAAAUACCCGGACGCCUUCCCCCGCCUCCGCAUCGACCGCGGCGCGAUACGCUUCGUGCUCUCCGGCGCCACGCUCAUGGCCCCGGGCCUGACAUCGCCGGGCGGCCGGCUGCCCAACGACCCCGAAGACCCGGAGGGCAGGUACGGGAAGGAGGAGCUCGAGGCGGGAGAGGUGGUGGUGAUUGAGGCUGAGGGCAAGGAGACGGCGUGUAUGGUUGGUGUGCUGACGGUCGGGACGGCGGAGAUGAAGAAGACGAAGAAAGGGCAGGCGUGUGAUGCGGGUCAUUAUCUGGGAGAUGGGCUUUGGGGGUUGACGCUCGGUUGAGAGGGGUUGAUAUGGUUUGAUUGGGAUCCUGCAGGAUAGUGGGAGGAUUUGUUUUAGAAAAACGACUCGAUGUGGAAGAGAGAAGGAAGGCAUCAUGAUCAGCCUGUGCAUUCGGCGAGCAUUCACACCCACAACGAUGGGGACGCUACAGAGAGCAGCAACUCGGGGGUUUUCACAAUCUCGAACAGCAAGCAAGGCGCGUGGCCGCUUGGAUAUAGAAAUAGGCAUUGAUACCCACCAUUGAUGAUGUGUUGAUAUGGGACAUGAAAUUGGUAUCAUUGAUAUCUAGGUGUGAAAACCAAUGCAGCCGUUUUGCUC
Molecule: messenger RNA, 980 nt
Organism: Aaosphaeria arxii CBS 175.79
Lineage: Eukaryota; Fungi; Ascomycota; Dothideomycetes; Pleosporales
Exons: 3
Coding region: 90-662 (190 amino acids)
Biological process (GO): formation of translation preinitiation complex
Molecular function (GO): RNA binding
Source: RefSeq, a predicted model, not a curated record